Molecule: messenger RNA, 1590 nt
Organism: Hypoxylon trugodes
Lineage: Eukaryota; Fungi; Ascomycota; Sordariomycetes; Xylariales; Hypoxylaceae
Product: cytochrome P450
Exons: 2
Coding region: 1-1590 (529 amino acids)
Molecular function (GO): monooxygenase activity; iron ion binding; oxidoreductase activity, acting on paired donors, with incorporation or reduction of molecular oxygen
Source: RefSeq, a predicted model, not a curated record
AUGUUUUUCUCUAGCAGCAGUCCCGUUUUCAUCCUCAUCCUUACUGGCGCUAUUACUCUGACCUACUUCGUCACUCGUAGGAUGUUUGGCCAUGAUCCUCGCGAGCCGCCAUUGGCCCCGCAGUCAAUUCCCAUUGUUGGCCACAUAGUCGGACUAUCGCAAAGCAAAUUCAAUUACUAUGUUGAACUCAGCAAGCAAACGGGGUUCCCUAUCUUCACUAUGUCCCUCCCAGGACAGAAGAUGUACGUAGUGACAAAGCCAGAUCUUAUCCAGGCGGUACAAAAGCAGCAUAAGAUCCUCGCGUUUCCGCCUAUUGAAGCCAAGUUUGCCUCCACGGUCUGCGGUGCCAGUCCCGAAGCACAGGCUAUUCUUAAUAAAAACGUUAAUGGCGAUGAAGGCAAUUUUGGUCUUUCAAUGGAGUCUUAUGACGCGAUGCGGGCCGGCCUCAAGCCCAGCUCAGAGCUUGACGACAUGAACCGCGCGAUGAUCCAGGAAAUUGCAAAGUCCCUCGAUACGUUGCAACCGGCAAAGGGAAAGUCCCGGAAAGUCGGCAUGUAUAACUGGCUGAGAGAUGCCAUUACGACAGCUACUACUAGGUCUGUGUACGGUCCAAUGAACCCGUUUGAUGAUAAGGCCAUUGCCGACGCUUUCUGGGAGUUUGAAAGUGGGCUUAUGUCAAUCUUGGUCGGCUUUCUUCCAUCUAUCAUGGCUCGGAAACCGAUUGCAGCUCGGACCAAGGUCGCUAAAGCCUUUGAAGCAUACUACAAAGCUGGAGGGCUGGAAAAAGCUUCAGCUCUUGCUCGAUAUCGAUAUCAAGCAGAGAUAAACCACAAUGUCCCGCUCGAAGACAUUGCCCGCUACGAAGUUGGGGGUUCGAUUGCGAUCUUAGUGAAUACGGCGCCCGCCGCUUUUUGGUCUCUUCUUCUGUUCCACUCUCACCCUGGUCUACUCGACGAUAUCCGGAAAGAAAUUGAUGCCUGUACCGAAACAAGUAUCGAGAAUGGGCUUACCGUCAAAACAUUGGAUAUCACCACCCUCAAGGAGAAUUGCCCUUUGUUACUAUCUUCUUACCAGGAAGUCCUUCGCUAUUGUUCCAUGGGAACCUCUGUACGUGAAGUCAUGGAAGAUACAUACCUCGACAGCUGGCUGCUAAAGAAAGGUGCUAUGUUACAAAUGCCUAGUCGUAUUAUCCAUCAGGACGCCACGCUCUGGGGGCCUAAUGUCGAUGAAUUUAAUCCCCGUAGGUUCCUUCCCGAGGAGAAGCAGAAUCGCCCACGCGACGUCUGCUUUCGUGCGUUCGGUGGCGGCAAGACUCUUUGUCCCGGCCGGCACUUUGCGACUAACGAAAUCCUCGCCGUUAUUGCGGUCUUUAUCGCAAGACUAGACAUGAAACCUAUAGGAGGCCACUGGAAAUUACCGACUACAGCGAAUACCAAUGUUGCUGCAGUCGUUAUGGAACCGGAUACUGAUAUUGACGUUGAGAUUACGGCGCGACAGGGCUUCGAGGACGUCAAAUGGGCCAUUAACCUCAACAGAUCUGACAAGAUUUUUGCUAUGGUGACGGAAGAUAGCCCCGAGAUAAUAUCCUGA